UUUCAAAUAAAAAGUGUUAAAAUUCAAUUGAAAGAAUUGCUUCGCAGAAGUCAAUAAUGCAAAAGUAACUACUAUUUCAACUUCAUUAUUUAAGUUUUGUGGAAGAGUCAUGGCAGUAAAUCCGGAAACUGAAAAAAAUAUGCCUUCGAAAAUAAGAUGUUUUUUCGACAUUACUCUUGGUGGUUUACCGGCUGGAAGAAUCGUGUUCGAGUUACAUCCAGACAUAGCCUCCAAAACAUGCGAAAACUUUCGAGCUCUUUGUACUGGCGAAAAAGGAAUUGGCCAAAAAACCGGAAAGGCUUUACAUUACAAGGGAAUAAUUUUUCAUCGCGUUGUGAAGGAUUUUAUGAUACAGUCAGGAGAUUUUUCUAACAGUAAUGGCACUGGAGGUGAAUCAAUUUAUGGCGGCACUUUUGACGAUGAAGCUUUUGUUUUAAAGCACGACAAGCCGUUUCUUCUUUCCAUGGCUAAUCGUGGAAAGAAUACAAACGGUUCUCAAUUUUUUAUUACAACGCAACCUGCUCCUCAUCUUGAUAACGUACAUGUUGUCUUCGGACACGUGGUUUCUGGACACGAUUUAGUGCGACAACUGGAACAAUUGCCGGUAGAUCGAAAUUCCCGCCCUCUUCAAGACGCUGUAGUUGCCAACUGUGGUGAGUUGGUAAGACAAGUUAAAGAAAAAAAGAAAAAGAAAACUAAGCCAAGUUCAACCGAUGAGUCAGAGGUAGAAGGAUCUAAGAAACGCAAAAAAGAGAAGAAGAAAAAGAAAGACAGAAAACCAAAAGACGAUAAAGAAAAUGGUAGUAACCUGGAAGAAGGUGAACUGAAAGAUGACGGUGAAGCACAUCCUCUAACAACAAUUACCAAGAUAGAUCCCAACGAAAUCCCUGAAGUAUCAAACAGAUAUCUUAUGCGUGGUGGCAGUGUUAAGCAAAGGCAAUAUGACAGAAGCAGUGAUGAAGAAUACGACGAAAACGGCGGCCGCAGUCGUAGACGAGAAAGAGAGAAACCCCGAGAACAGCGUAAUUUUGGAUGGUCUAAACGGCGCGUUCCUGUAUCGAAAAGUGGUAGAGUUAUUAAAGGACGUGGUAACUUUCGAUAUCGAACACCAUCUCGUUCUCGUUCUCGAUCCCGGAGUUUUACACCAAUUCAUUGGAAAGUUGCACAGAAGCGUACCAUCAAAAUGACAGACUUAGAAAAACUGGAAGAAGAAAAACGACUGCGUGAAACAGAAAUCAAGCGCCGUGAAGCUGAACGCAAAAUACGCCACGAUGAAUUAGCUAAAGAUGCGUCAAAAAAGUCCUUUUUUGAACUUAACCAAUUAAAAGAAACGGCUUCUGAUAAUAUCGGAGACGACGAUGACUUAGAUCAAAAUGAAGUGAAUGCAAACAAUAAACCAAUAGAUAUGAAUGCACUGGAUUACGAACAUCAAGGGACUGGUUCUGAUGUAGAUGGCGAGGAAAUUACUAAAAACCCGCGAAAUGAAUCUAUAGCUAAAGCAUUCGGAUUACAGCCGAAAAAAAUGAAAGGUGUGGAAUUCAGCGAUCGGGGAAAACAACAAAAUUUGGAUAGGGAUCCUGAAGACGAAAUGCCAGAUAGUCAAAAUGAAGAGAAAAAUCGCGACAAUAGAAAAAACCCAAGAGAUAAAUUACGUGAAACUAAACGUAAUGAAUUUGCUGUUUCUAGAAGUCGCUCAAGAGAACGCAAGAAGCAUUUAUCUAGAAGUCACUCAAGGGAUCGCUGGCGUGAUUAUAAAAAUUAUUCGCCAGUACCUUACAGAAGUGUCAAUAAGAGACAAUAUACAGGGCGGUGGUAUAAUCAAAGACGUGGGUUUUUCUCACCGCGUGGUAGAGGUGGGCGCUUUGAUCGCUAUCGCCGUUCUAGAAGUCAUGAACGCAGAAGAUCUAGCACACGAUACCGAAGAAAUCGUUCUCGUUCCAAAAGUUCUGAAUCAUAUGAUCGUAGCAGCAGAAGUCGAUCAGAGUCUCAACGACGUACUAAGGAAUAUUAUCAUAAAAACCGAUCUCGAUCUAGGUCAGCAUCUCAAAAAUCAUACAAAACAACAAGUUCAAAACUGAAGGUAGAUAAAUCCGAUACCAGUCCAACUGUAAAGAAAGAACCUACCGAAGAAGAUAAAGCACGUCUACAAAAAGAGAAAAUGUUGAAGCGUGCCGAAACGUUAUUACUUUUGAAAAAUCAUAUGGAAAAAGAAAUUGAAGAGCAACAACGAAAAGCUAGAGAAAAACAAAAGUUGAAGGAAGAGAGAGAAAAAUUGGAAGCCGCAUUGGAACUUGCUCAGCUAGAAAAACUCAAGAAGGAAACAAUUGAAAAAUUACAUAAACAUGACAACAUGAAAUUGGUUGCAGCACAGAAAAUCCUAGAAACAGUUGUUUCAACCGUAAAGGGUAAAACCAGCAGCAGUAUAUCAAGCAAGACAAAACAACGCCGCAAACGAAAUACUUCCAGUUCAUCAUCAUCUACCGCUUUAUCUGGCGAUGAUAAAACUCGCAAAAGAAAGAAAGAAAAGAAGAAGAAGAGCAGACGCCGUUCUACAUCGUCAUCCUCAUCAUCGUCUAAUUAAAUGGAUUAAUAUAACUAUCAAUAUAAAAAAACGUAGCACGACUACAUAAUUGAAGAUAAAAAACUGCUUCAAGUUUUCGUUGCCAUAAAUUACUUGAAAUGAAAUAAAUCAAUAAAAUACUUUAUUUGAUAGUUCAAUAAUAAUCACAAAAAUUUGAAUCGAAAAAAGAUAAAAAGAACUAUGCAAGUCUGAAACGUGUGCGAAAAUAUUCAAUCAAAUUAACAAUCUCUGAAUGACUGAGUAAUCCACAAUGAAGUUAAUAACAAGAAUGAUAACUGCCGCUGAGCUGAAGCAAUUUAUUUUUACCUAAGAGGAUAUUUAACAGAAAAUGUGGAACAAUCAGUAGCGCCUCCUCUGCAUGUUCAACCUAUUCAUAGGACCGGUAGUAAAAUUCAGCCGGAUAAAAAUAUUUUCGUCAAUUGUUCAUGAUUUUGCUUGCACCGACGCACACGCAAUACGAAUUUUAUUUAGACAGUACAUAUACUUUCUUAUUAGAAUGCUCGUUAUUCCAUUGUUGCAAACACGGUAUGGAAUUUCUCAUUGGAUAUCGAUUUCACUGAACAACUUAGUACUUCAUAUUCCUAUGA
Messenger RNA from Sabethes cyaneus, 3168 nucleotides. RefSeq names its product peptidyl-prolyl cis-trans isomerase G (gene Moca-cyp). Bases 110 to 2581 code for a protein of 823 amino acids. Gene Ontology annotation, molecular function: peptidyl-prolyl cis-trans isomerase activity. The record is from RefSeq and is a predicted model, not a curated record. Gene Ontology annotation, cellular component: intracellular membrane-bounded organelle. Lineage: Eukaryota; Metazoa; Arthropoda; Insecta; Diptera; Culicidae. The transcript is spliced from 10 exons. Gene Ontology annotation, biological process: protein peptidyl-prolyl isomerization.